AUGGGCCCCAGCUCUGCUCCACAGUUGUCCCCAGCCUCCCCAGGCGGUGCCCACCCAGGGCACAGGGACGCUGGUGUGGGACGCACUCUCCCCUGGUUGUGGCUCUGGCUGCAGGCACCACCAGCCACCCCCUCCCUGGCCGAUGUCCUCCACAUCUAUGCUGAUGUGCAAGGCAGCUUCUCCAGGGGCCCCACUCCAGGGAGCCCUAACCAAGCAGACAUCUUGAUGGUCUACGCAGCCACUGAAGGUAAGGGGAUGGCCUUUCGGGAUGAGAAGGGCUCAGACUUUGUCCAGAUGCUGGUGGAGGUCCUCAGAGCUGACCCCAGGGGAGACCUCCUGGAGCUGAUGACUGAGGUCAAUUGGCAGGUGUGCAAGCUAGACGUGCUGGGUCCCGACUGUGAUGAGCGCUGCAAGGCCUGUCUGGAGAUCCGCAGCUUGUUGAGGUGCUGACUCUGCCUGCAGGCCUGA
This is a messenger RNA of Lipotes vexillifer (Yangtze River dolphin), 468 nucleotides long. It is a transcript of the gene CASP16, whose product is annotated as putative caspase-16. Gene Ontology annotation, biological process: proteolysis. Lineage: Eukaryota; Metazoa; Chordata; Mammalia; Artiodactyla; Lipotidae. The record is from RefSeq and is a predicted model, not a curated record. Gene Ontology annotation, molecular function: cysteine-type endopeptidase activity.